This is a messenger RNA of Colletotrichum truncatum, 561 nucleotides long. RefSeq lists its product as uncharacterized. Lineage: Eukaryota; Fungi; Ascomycota; Sordariomycetes; Glomerellales; Glomerellaceae. The record is from RefSeq and is a predicted model, not a curated record.
AUGAAGGAUGACGACACCCCUCCCCCAAGGUACGACAUAGAUGAUCAGGUCAAACCCUAUGCGGUCUCUAGAUACGACGCGAUGGUGCUGGAAAACGACAAAGAGAUCGACUGGUGGUGGUCCCUCCUAGCGAAAAUCUUUUCGUGGCUGUUGCUGGCCGGCUACAUCGUAUUUCCCUCCACGUUCGCGUCACUGAGGCGAUCGCAAGUUCUUGAGAGCAUGGGUAGGGUUGGACAGACAGUCUCAUACUGGGUCAACGACUGUCUGAUUGCCCUUGCGUCUAUACUUUCGGGUGCGGCAUCCAUCGGUCUGGCAUGGUUAUGGUUCAAAUGGCGCACAAACUACGUCUGGGUGCAUCAGCAUAUCAUUGUUCCUACCUUAGUGAACUCGCUGAUUGGACUUUUGUCCACCAUUCUGAACAUCUACACGGUUCACGGAGGUCAGUGGUCGGGAACAUCCAUAGCUACGACGACGGUGACGGGCUGGUGGCUUGUGGUCUCGUGCGUUUUAUGCGUGGUGUAUCAAUAUCUGCUGGACGGCCUGCGUCGCAAGAUGGAAUGA